GUGCUAAUUUCUAUUCGCUGCCUGUAAAAUAUAGGAGCGGCAUACUCCUACCGAGAAAGCCAUAGAGAGAGAGGGAGAGAGAGGGAGAGAGAGGGAGCACAAAAGGCAUCGAAGACGGCCUAGUUUGUUCUCAAGGUUGUGUUGUGGGUGCUGCCCGGCUAGUCGCUGACGUCCUUCAUCCUCCCUGCUUACAAAACGUUCCGCAGCAGUAGCGUAGAAUCAUUCGACAUUGCUGCUUGCUGUCGCCGGCACGAGUGUAUUGCACACCGGGUGCGCGUGGGAGGGAAAACACUGGCCUAGGACGUGAGAGAGGCCUCGAGACAGAGCAAUGGCGUCGCUGUUCCGCAUUGCUCCACCCAUGGAUGACUCGGCGCGCACAAGAUGCGACGCGAUGAUGAAGGACGUGGAGAGCGCCUGCGGCGAGAUGCUCCUCUCGCCGGACUGGACGCUCAACAUGCAGAUCGUCGACGACCUUAAUCGCGAGCAGGACCCCGUCGUGCUGACCGAAGUGAUUCGAAUCCUGCGCAAGAAGCUAGGGUCAAGCAACACAACGGUCUUGUCCGUGGCGCUGACGCUUGCCGAGACGCUCGUGAAGAACUGCCACGACCCUGUGCACAGAGAGAUCGCGUCGGAGAGGUUCAUGGCCGCUGUGGCCAAAAUUGCUAGGACCUAUUCCUUCAAGCCGAACCGGCAGAGCUUGGCGAUCGCCGACCAAUCCCUGGACAUCAUCCAGGCCUGGGGAGAAGCGUUUCUUCCCCGACGGCGGGAGUUCCCUCUUUUCGUCGAAACCUACCACGAGCUCAGAGCGGAGGGGCUGCCUUUCUCCGCCCAGUACCAGUCUGACCGACCUCCGGUGCUAGACCCUGGCGCGGGCAGCCUGCUCGAUAGGCCGGACGGGCAAGCGGGGGCGACGGCGGCGGCGGGGGCAACGGCUUCAGGCGUGGUGGUUGCGACAGCGGUGCCGCAGAGCGGGGAGAGGGCGGCGGCGGCGGCGGCAGGGGGAGCAGGAGCGGGGGCGGGGUCAUCUUCGCCUCCGAAUGAUCUCCGGGAGCUGUCGGUUUCCGACCGGGAGAUCGUGGCGACCGGAGCGUCGUGUUCGGAGAUGCUGGAGCAGGUGCUGCAAGCGGCGGAGUCGCGCGCCGAGGUGCGGGACUCGGACAUCACGGCGGAGGUGGUUGAGCAGCUCAAGCAGACGGGGCCCAAGAUUUCCGGCAUCAUAGAGGCCAACGGAGAGGGCGAUGCUGCGAUGCUCGAGGCCCUCUUCAAGGUGAACGACGCCGUGGAUAGCACGCUGCGCCUCUAUCAGGAUGUCGUCGAUGGCGUUAAGUCGGUCCCGCUCUUGCCGCCCUCCAGCUACUCCUCCAACAUCGGCGCGAUCUCCGGAAGGAUGGAAGGCCUCUCGAUUGGGCAGGUUGCGGGGGCAAGAGCCGCGGCCUCGAAGUUGAAGAAGACGGCGGCGGUGCCAACCCUGUCGCCCCCCCCCUCCGACCGAAAGCGGGGGGGAGGGGACACCACGGGGUCCCCCGGCAAGACGGCGCCCGCCGCCGCCGCCGGCGGCGGUGGGGACACGGUUGACCUCUUGAGCGGGUUCGAGCUAGACGGGGCCAGCAACAGCAACGUCAACAAGACCGCGGCUGCUGCGGCAGCAGCGGCCGUGGCGGCUCCGGCGGCUGCGGAUAUUUUCGCCGGCUUCGGGGCUCCUCCUCCGGCUGCCACCGCCGGCGGUGCAACCGGCGGGGAUUGGGUCGUGGUCGGAGGAGGUGGGGAUGUUCAAGCGCAGGGAUACCCUGGUGCUGCUGCCGGAGUAGCCGGGGGGGGGGCAGCGAAUGACGGGCAGGUGGCGUUGAAUAGCAACCCGGUGAUACCACCCGGCGGUGCCGCUACCAUCCCUCCCACGGCCGCCCCCACCACCCCUGCGGUCCCCCCCUCGGCUGCCGACAAAGCCCAAAGCCUGAUGGCCAACCUCGGGGCACUGUACGCAGUGGGAGCGCCACCAACGACAACAACGAACAGCAUUGGUGGCAUGUCGGCAGCCGGGCCUAUGGCAGCAUGCAGCAUGUCGGCAGCCGGGCCUAUGGCAGCGGGCAAUAGCGGUGGUAUUCAAGGCCUUGAUGGGGUUGGCGUUCCUGCCACGGGGGGGGCGUGGGUCGUGGGGGGGGGCAGCAACCCGGCGGAAGGGGGGGCCGUGGCGGCGUUUGGUGGUGGGCAGGGGGCGGCAGGGCCGCCGGGGGGAUGGGCAGGCGUUGCUGGAGAGAACAGCAGCGGCAGCGGGAUGCAGGCGCAGGUGGAAAGCGCAGCUACGUAACCCGUUUUCCACUGCUGUGGGUCAACCAACCCAUCAUGAGGUCAUCUCUGGAUCUUUUUUUGUUUCUGGUGCUUUGCGGGAUGGUCAAUUUUUGUUGCUGUUAGAAGAAAACGACAGCUAGGGCCUGUGUUUUUGGAGGGCCCCACGUCUGUCUUAUCAACUACGAAAUACUUGCCUUGGGUCCGGUUGGGAUCUGGUGUUACCACCACGAACACGAUGGCGUUUGGUAUGGCGCUACAGCAGUGGUCAUCCCGAUACAGUGCCGAUACUCAGCACGGAUAGUAGAAGGUACUGAGUGGACACCGGAAUAUCUUGUUUACAUGUGCCAACAACUACUACUACUACAACCACGUGUCACCCCGUUUUAACCGGCAUGGUACCAGGUACCCUGCAUUGUUCAGAGUAUGAGAGACAAGUUGAAUAUUCCGUCUGUGCCACGCCGAUUCCACCGGCAGUACCGGGUACCCGGCAUUUUUUAUCCAGCACUACUUUGUCGGUACCACUGCUGUAUUUGUGGACAACCCCAGCAUCAAGUCAACUCCCUUGCCUCUCUUGAUGUUGUCUACGUUUCACGCACACCAGGUGACAUCAUCCCCUCUGGACGCCUUGGAUCCGUUCUCGGCCCAGCAGCAGCUUCCGUACCAGCAGCAGCAGCAGCAGCAGCCCCCGCAACAACAAUUUCAACCGCAAAUGCAGACGCUUUACCAGGGGCAGCAGCAGCAGCAGCAACCGUGCACUGGGCCGACGACGCAGCAGGAGCAGCCGCCACCGCCACCGCAAGUACAGGGGCAGGAUCAACAGCAGCAUGUAUACGCAUUCCAGCAACAGCAGCAGCCUCAAUAUGCGGAGCAACAACAGCAACAACCGCUGCAACAGCAACAGCAGCAGCCUCAAGCGCAGCAGCCGUUCCCAUAGCGGACUCCCGGUCGGUGUUUAUCUGGUGCUGUGCCUGUUUGACUUCGUCAGACGGCGUCGACUGAUUGGCCCGACAGGAUUGUAAAUUGUUCAGCUCCAUGGGCUUGGUGCGAUGGAUCCCACGCCCUCCUUCUGUCGGUCUGUUACAAGUGUCAUUCGAUAUCCGUCGUCGUGCCCCCUGAUCGAAUCUGUUGUGUACUGCUUGGUGCCAAGCCUUGCUUGUGUGAACAUACCGCGCCACCUCUUUUUGAGAGCUUGGGAAGUUGGUUGAAGCCGUAAAGGCUCGCAAACAAGAAACACGUCAGUGCUCGACCAUUAGAACAGGUGCGCAGUGAAGACCCGUAAUCUUUAGAACCUGGGAGUGGAUUGAUUUGAUGACCUACGGCACGAAAUGAGGGAUCAAAUGCACUCGAUUUCAAUACCAGGUACUCAGUUGAGAAUCUGAGCUUUGUUUGUUUCUCCAAAGAGGAAAUAUGAAGAACCGUGCCUCGGGCUAAGAAGUUUCAUCAUUUGGUGGCGCUACCUACAUGUUUUUUUUCCAUUUGGUGCGGCAGUGGUAGCAAGAGAAACAGGAGCCCCCUCCCCCCUGGUGAUUACCAUCGGGGAUGGGUUUUCGUCGCUUGG
Molecule: messenger RNA, 3844 nt
Organism: Ectocarpus sp. CCAP 1310/34
Lineage: Eukaryota; Phaeophyceae; Ectocarpales; Ectocarpaceae
Source: the annotation of a GenBank genome assembly